CUCAUCGGCAGCUCAGCCGACCUUCCUGCACAGCUUGCCCCGAACCCCAUCCCUCAUCCUCCAGUCCCCCCUUCGGUCGGACCUUUCCUCUCAACAAGUCCGUCCUUUAAUUUUCCCUUCUGAAAAUACGUCGCAUUCAAGAUGUCACGGAGAUACGAUUCCAGAACAACCAUCUUCUCCCCCGAAGGUCGACUCUACCAGGUGGAAUAUGCGCUAGAGGCUAUCUCGCACGCCGGUACGGCUCUAGGAAUUUUGGCCAAGGAUGGAAUCGUCCUCGCGGCGGAGAAGAAGGUCACUAGCAAGCUGCUGGAGCAGGACACAUCGGCGGAGAAGCUUUACACGCUGAAUGACAACAUGAUCUGUGCUGUUGCUGGUAUGACGGCAGACGCGAACAUCCUUAUCAAUUAUGCCCGACAAGCCGCCCAGCGGUACCUUCUCACCUACAACGAAGAGAUCCCUUGCGAGCAACUGGUCCGUCGCCUGUGUGAUCUGAAACAGGGAUACACCCAGCAUGGUGGUCUCCGUCCGUUCGGUGUAUCGUUCAUCUACGCCGGUUACGACCCUCUUCGGCAGUUCCAGUUGUACCAGAGCAACCCCAGUGGUAACUACGGUGGCUGGAAGGCCACCAGUGUGGGUGCCAACAACGCAAGCGCCCAGAGUCUGCUCAAGCAAGAUUACAAGGAGGACUGUGACCUGAAGGAAGCCUGCGCCAUGGCCGUCAAGGUUCUCAGCAAGACGAUGGACUCCACCAAGCUGAGCAGUGAAAAGAUUGAAUUCGCCACGGUGGGCAGGACGGCAGACGGCCACAUCUACCACCAUCUGUGGAAUGCCGACGAGAUCAACGCUUUGUUGAAGGAGCAUGGGUUGGCCAAGGUGGAUGACGAGCCCGAGGCUGGCGAGAUCAAAUAAAUGAGAAAACGACCCCUUCCCGCUAUUUCAUCAGAAUAAUCCCAUUUGUUUUCGGCGACGCCUGUGUCCCUGGAAGAUGAUGUAGAUCCCUCAUACUCUGCUUGUAUGUAAGCUGCUCGAACCGGCCGGGGAAAUUACUCACGAGGCGGGUAAGGCCCAACAGCUGCAUCUGAAGCGCAACUGACGUUGUCCAUGGGUGACGUGGCAAGCGGCGAUGUCGAUUUGAGCACCGGAAAAUUCAUUAUUGCAUGUUGACCCUCGCGUCUCUGGCCCGAAUUCAAUCGAAUUCGUCACUGAGCAUUGCAGA
Molecule: messenger RNA, 1216 nt
Organism: Aspergillus heteromorphus CBS 117.55
Lineage: Eukaryota; Fungi; Ascomycota; Eurotiomycetes; Eurotiales; Aspergillaceae
Gene: pre9
Product: proteasome core particle subunit alpha 3
Exons: 4
Coding region: 142-909 (255 amino acids)
Biological process (GO): ubiquitin-dependent protein catabolic process
Cellular component (GO): proteasome core complex, alpha-subunit complex; cytosol; proteasome core complex
Source: RefSeq, a predicted model, not a curated record